CAUUCUUUUCCGCUUUACCAACUUCACCUUAUCCACGCUCUCCCGCCCCGACCGAUCUACACCUGUCAACUACCUGUCAAUAUCUUCUCGCUCGAUUGACAACACCCGGAUUUCACCCCUCAAAUCAAAGAAGCCUGCGCUCUGCAGCUAUCGCCAUCAUGGAUUUCGCCGCGCUCAUGUCCAAAGAGAUCUCCAAGGCUAAAGGCCCUGCUGCCUCCAAAGCAAAAGAAAAAGAAGCGCCCACUGAGCCAACGAAGAAAUACCUCCGCCGUGGAGAACUCGAGGCCGCGCGUGUUGCUGCAUAUACCGAGGAGCAAGAGCGAUUACAGCGAGAACGUGAAGAGCGACUCAGUACGAAACGCAAGCUCGAGGAGGAAGAAGCAGAGCGAAAGCGCGACCGAGAGGAGAAGAAACGAAAACUUGCAGAGGAAUCUAAGAAGCGACGGGAAGAGGAAGAAGAUAAAAAGGAACGCGAGAGGCGACGGAAACUCGGUCUGCCCGAAUUGCCAGCCCGUGGCGAGACGCCUGCUAGCGAAGAUGCAGAGGAGGAUAUCGACGAGGAGGAGCUUACGAAGAAGCUACGGGAGCUUGAGGAGCCUGCUCGAUUGUUUGGCGAGAAUCAUCGUGCUCGACUCCGGCGUUACCGUCGUCUGGUGAAGCGAGCUGCGACUUUGCAGAAGCUGUCGGAUGGCCCCAUUCCUACAAUCCUGGAGCCCGUCCCCGGUGGUCAAAUGAUUAUCGAAGCCAAACCCCCGAAGGAUCAGGAUGGCCGACAGUUCCUGUUCCGACAACUGGCGUCAUACUUCAAUAUGGUCCUGUCCGAGUGGGAGCUGGCAUUGGCCAAGCGUGACGUGAGCGUACGAGAGAGCUUUCAAGGAAGGCAGGCACUUAAUGCCAUGGUCCAGUCUCGAGAGAAUAUGAAGCCGCUCUUCCGCCGAUUCGAGAGGGGAGAUCUUGAAGAUGGGCUCUUGGAACCGAUUGUGGAAAUCGUGCACAAGGCCCAGCAGCGGAGAUACGUCGAUGCCAAUGACGCAUAUCUUCGAGUGAGCAUUGGAAAAGCUGCCUGGCCUAUUGGUGUGACCAUGGUUGGUAUUCACGAACGAUCCGCUCGCGAGAAACUACACCAAAGCGAUCAGCAAGCCCAUAUCCUCAGUGAUGAAGCUACGCGGAAAUACUUGCAGAGUAUCAAACGGUGUCUGAGCUUUGCGCAGGUGCGCUGGCCCCCCGAGGAUCAGCUGCAGAUUAUGGGCUAGGCUCGUCUUUCUGAAAAUUAUGGUAUAUACCCUAGGCUUUUUAGUCUUCAAAUUAAUGGAUGUAGUCUCAGACUAUCGUUGCAUAUGGCAUUACAUGGG
This is a messenger RNA of Penicillium subrubescens, 1352 nucleotides long. Its product is annotated as mRNA splicing protein PRP18. Lineage: Eukaryota; Fungi; Ascomycota; Eurotiomycetes; Eurotiales; Aspergillaceae. Gene Ontology annotation, cellular component: U4/U6 x U5 tri-snRNP complex; U2-type post-spliceosomal complex; U5 snRNP. The record is from RefSeq and is a predicted model, not a curated record. Bases 159 to 1253 code for a protein of 364 amino acids. The transcript is spliced from 2 exons. Gene Ontology annotation, biological process: generation of catalytic spliceosome for second transesterification step; RNA splicing.